Molecule: messenger RNA, 2901 nt
Organism: Orycteropus afer afer
Lineage: Eukaryota; Metazoa; Chordata; Mammalia; Tubulidentata; Orycteropodidae
Source: RefSeq, a predicted model, not a curated record
AUGCACAAGAGGAAGGGACCCCCAGGCCGAGGCGCCGCCGCAGCCCGCCAGCUGGGCCUGCUAGUUGACCUCUCCCCAGAUGGCUUGAUGAUCCCAGAGGAUGGAGUUAACGAUGAGGAACUGGAGGCCGAAUUCUUGGCCUUGGUGGGGGGACAGCCCCCAGCUCUGGAGAAGCUCAAAGGCAAAGGGCCCCUGCCCAUGGAAGCUAUUGAGAAGAUGGCCAGCCUGUGCAUGAGAGAUCUGGACGAGGAGGAGGAUGAGGAGGGGGGUACUGACGAGGACGAUGUGGAGGCCGAUGACGACCUGCUGGCAGAACUGAAUGAGGUCCUUGGAGAGGAGCAGAAGGCUUUGGAGUCCCAGCCGAUUUCAGUCCAGCCGAAGCCCUCAGUCCCAGGCCCAGGGGUGGAGACCACCUUGCAGGAAAGGCUAGCCCUCUACCAGACAGCAAUUGAAAGUGCUCGGCAAGCUGGAGACAGCGCCAAGAUGCGGCGCUAUGAUCGGGGACUUAAGACACUUGAAAACCUGCUGGUCUCUGUCCGAAAGGGCAAUGCCAUCGACGAAGGGGACAUCCCACCGCCUGUAGCUGUAGGCAAAAGCCUGGCAGCCACGCCCAGCCACACCCCUACGCCCGCCCAGCCGGCCCCUACGAACCUGCCGCCCCCUAUGAACCUGCCACCCCCUACGAACCUGCCAGCCCUGGAGCCCCGAGUGACCAUGCAGGGACCUCCUCCCGCUGGCCCUGCCUCAUCCCCAGCCUCAGCUCAGCCCCAGCUGCCCCCAGGCCCCUGCAGCCCUGGCCUCCUGACCCAGUUGCAGAGCCGGCAGCGUGAGUACAAGCUGGCUGCUCUCCAGGCCAAGCAGCAAGGAGAUACUGCUGCCGCCACCCGGCACUUCCGCGUGGCCAAGAGCUUUGAUGCUGUCUUGGAGGCCUUGAGCCGGGGGGAGCCUGUGGACCUGUCCCGCCUGCCCCCACCCCCUGACCAGCUGCCCACAGACUCACCAUCACCACCUUCUCAGCCUCCGACUCCCACCACAGCACCCUCCACACCAGAGGUGCCUGCACCCCCACGGACCCUCCUGGAGGCUCUGGAGCAGCGGAUGGAGCGGUACCGCAUGGCUGCAGCCCAGGCCAAGGCCAAGGGGGACCAGCGGAAGGCUCGCAUGCAUGAACGUAUUGUCAAGCAAUACCAAGAUGCUAUUCGAGCCCACAAGGCCGGCCGAGCUGUGGAGGUGGCAGAGCUGCCCGUGCCUCCAGGCUUUCCCCCUAUCCAGGGUCUGGAGGCCACCGAGCCAGCUCAGCAGAGUCUGGUGGGUGUCCUUGAAACUGCCAUGAAGCUGGCUAAUCAGGACGAAGGCCCAGAGGAUGAAGAGGAUGAGGAGCCUAAGAAGUCUGCCAGCCCUGCAGCCCCCACAGCCCAGCCCAAGGCUGUACCUGCAAGGGCAUCCGCAUCAGGAUCAGCCCCAGCAACCUCGACCCCAGCAGCCAAAGCAGCCUCCAAAGGCACAUCCACCAGAGCCCAGCAGCAGCUGGCUUUCCUGGAGAACCGCAAGAAGCAGCUCCUGCAGGCUGCGCUGCGAGCCAAGCAGAAGAACGACGUGGAGGGUGCCAAGAUGCACCUGCGCCAGGCCAAGGGGCUGGAGCCCAUGCUGGAGGCCUCACGCAACGGGCUGCCUGUGGACAUCAGCAAGGUGCCACCUGCUCCAGUCAACAAGGACGACUUCGCCCUGGUCCAGAGGCCUGGCCCAGGUCUGUCUCAGGAGGCCAUCCGGCGCUAUGGUGAGCUCACCAAGCUGAUACGGCAGCAGCACGAGAUAUGCCUAAACCACUCCAACCAGUUCACCCACCUGGGCAACAUCGCUGAAACCAGCAAGUUUGAGAAGCUGGCGGAGGACUGUAAACGUAGCAUGGAGACUCUGAAGCAGGCCUUCGCCCGGGGUCUCCCCACCCCUGCUGCCCGCUUUGAGCAGAGGACCUUCAGCGUCAUCAAGAUCUUCCCCGACCUCAGCAACAACGACAUGCUCCUGUUCAUCGUGAAGGGCAUCAACUUGCCCACACCCCCAGGGCUCUCCCCCGGGGACCUGGAUGUUUUUGUUCGGUUCGACUUCCCCUAUCCCAAUGUGGAAGAAGCUCAGAAAGACAAGACCAGUGUGAUCAAGAACACAGAUUCCCCAGAGUUCAAGGAACAGUUCAAGCUCUGCAUCAACCGUGGCCAUCGUGGCUUCAGGAGGGCCAUCCAGACCAAAGGCAUUAAGUUUGAAGUGGUCCACAAGGGAGGGCUGUUCAAGAACGACCGGGUACUGGGCACAGCCCAGCUGAAGCUGGACACCCUGGAGACUGCGUGCGAGGUCCGGGAGAUCCUUGAGGUUCUGGAUGGUCGCCGGCCCACAGGGGGGCGGCUGGAGGUGAUGGUCCGGAUUCGGGAGCCGCUGACAGCCCAGCAGUUGGAGACGACAACUGAGAGGUGGCUGGUCAUCGACCCUGUGCCAGCUGCUGUGCCCACGGUCGCUGGGCCCAAAGGGAAGGCCCCUCCUGUGCCUGCCCCUGCGAGGGAACCAGGAAACAGACCAGCCCGGCCCCUGCACAGCCUCAGCGUGCUGGCCUUUGACCAAGAACGUCUGGAGCGGAAGAUCCUGGCCCUCAGGCAGGCGCGGCGGCCAGUGCCCCCCGAGGUGGCCCAGCAGUACCAGGACAUCAUGCAGCGCAGCCAGUGGCAGAGGGCCCAGCUGGAGCAAGGGGGUGUGGGCAUCCGGCGGGAGUACAUGGCCCAGCUGGAGCGGCAGCUGCAGUUCUACACCGAGGCCGCCCGGCGCCUGGGCAGCGAUGGCAGCAGGGAGGCUGCGAAGGAGGCGUUGUACAGGCGGAAUCUGGUGGAGAGUGAGCUGCAGCGGCUCCGAAGGUGA